AUGAAGGAAUCCGAAUCUAUCUCAGAUUUUGGCAACAAGGUAUUGGCUAUUGUGAACCAAAUGAAGCGUUAUGGAGAAAAUAUGGAAGAUGUUUGUGUGGUGAAAAAGAUCCUUCGUUCCUUAAUCGCUAAAUUUGAUUAUGUAGUUUGUGCUAUUGAAGAGUCUAAGGAUUUAGACUCAAUGCCCGUAGACCAAUUGAUGGGUUCUCUUCAAGCCUAUGAAGAAAGGUUCAAUAGAAGACAUGAUGAGCCAUUGGAGCAAGUCCUCAAAGCCAAAGCUUCUUUGAAAGAAAAUGGAGGAGAAAGUAGUCAAAGAGCACGUGGACGUGGAAGAGGACAUAGUCGUGGACGUGGUCAUGGCCAAGGAAGAGGAGAUCGUGAUAAUUUUGACAAUAAUGAAUGGAGGAGCCAUCAAUCCACUAGAAGUCCUGGAAGAGGAAGAGGAAGAGGUAGAAAUAAUUAUGAAAAAGCAUAUGAAAGGAGGUAUGAUAAAUCUAAUGUUGAAUGUUUUAAUUGUCAUAAAUAUGGUCAUUACUCUUGGGAGUGUAGAACAAAUGUUGAAGAGAAGGUCAAUCUUGUUGAUGAUAAAGAAGAUAAAGAAGUUGAAGAGCCAACACUACUACUAUCACUUAAUAAUGGUGAGAAGGAAGACAAAUGCUUAUGGUAUCUUGACAAUGGAGCAAGCAAUCACAUGUGUGGAUGGAAAGAGAAAUUUGUGGAACUUGAUGAGAAGGUGAAAGGAAAUGUUUCUUUUGGAGAUUCUUCCAAGGUGCAAAUCCAAGGAAAAGUGACUUAA
This is a messenger RNA of Glycine soja, 795 nucleotides long. RefSeq lists its product as uncharacterized. The transcript is spliced from 2 exons. The record is from RefSeq and is a predicted model, not a curated record. Lineage: Eukaryota; Viridiplantae; Streptophyta; Magnoliopsida; Fabales; Fabaceae. Gene Ontology annotation, molecular function: zinc ion binding; nucleic acid binding. Bases 1 to 795 code for a protein of 264 amino acids.